AGCAAACAUGCAGGUGCGCUCAAAGAAGCCCGUUUGGUUUCUGUUCAAGAUGCUGGAGCUGCUGCUGAGCCUGGGCUGUUGCCUAGUCCAUUGGUCCUGCUGCAAGAAGGAGGACAUUCCCCACAUAUUCCUGCUAUGUGGCACCUACGGGGGAUCGGUCAUCAUAUGCUUCAUGUCCCUAAUUGGCGCCUUCUAUGCCGAGCGGCCGACCAUGAAGCACGAGGCCCUGUUCGGCGGCAUUUUGGGUGGCCUCCACAUGGUCACCGUGUACGCCAACAUGUACGUGGCCACCUUGGAGGAGUUCCGCACCGAGCGGUGGCCUGGCUUCUACGCGUGCUGCAGGAAUAACGCCAUCGUGGCUCUCUACGCUGGCGCCAUCUACCUGCUGCACUGCACCUUCGCCCUGGACCUCAUGCUCUCCCACUCGCGCAGCAAACGGAACCGCAAGCUGCAUCCGCUGCGGAGCCAGCGACCGCUGCAGCUGUACUUCAUCAGCCGGGGCGUGGAGGCCUAUCUCAGUCGCUUCUGGUUCUUUCGGCGCAUCGCCGCCAGGAUGCUGACCAGCGCUCAGCCAUCGGAGCACUCGGCUCGGAAGCGGCAGGCCUCGUCCUCCGAGUCGGACUCGGAUGCCAGGGACAGGGAGGCUGAGCGGAUCAAGCACUCGACAUUUGUCAAGUAGGCGGAUCUCAAUACUUCCUCGUACCAGCAAUAAAUGAAGCCCAUCCACCUGGGCGUGUGUCC
Molecule: messenger RNA, 741 nt
Organism: Drosophila teissieri
Lineage: Eukaryota; Metazoa; Arthropoda; Insecta; Diptera; Drosophilidae
Exons: 1
Coding region: 8-679 (223 amino acids)
Source: RefSeq, a predicted model, not a curated record